This is a messenger RNA of Penicillium pulvis, 1173 nucleotides long. Its product is annotated as undecaprenyl diphosphate synthase family protein. Lineage: Eukaryota; Fungi; Ascomycota; Eurotiomycetes; Eurotiales; Aspergillaceae. The coding region runs from base 1 to 1173 and encodes 390 amino acids. The transcript has 2 exons. The record is from RefSeq and is a predicted model, not a curated record. Gene Ontology annotation, molecular function: ditrans,polycis-polyprenyl diphosphate synthase [(2E,6E)-farnesyl diphosphate specific] activity. Gene Ontology annotation, cellular component: membrane; endoplasmic reticulum; dehydrodolichyl diphosphate synthase complex.
AUGGCGGGUUCAAUGCACUUGUCGCGACUCCGGAACUGGUUCCUUGCCUCUCCGCCAAUCGAGUUCGCCAUCUCGAACCUCAAGGAGCUCCUGGUUGGCGCACUCCGCCAGGGCCCGAUCCCUCAACAUGUGGCUUUCGUCAUGGAUGGAAAUCGCCGGUUUGCCCGAUCGCAUGGUAUUGAGACGGUCGAGGGACACAAUCUCGGUUUUGAGGCACUGGCAAGGAUUCUAGAGGUCUGCUACAAGAGCGGAGUGAAAGUCGUCACCAUUUACGCCUUCAGCAUCGAGAAUUUCAAGCGCUCAAAAUUCGAGGUGGAUGCCCUGAUGGAUAUGGCCAGGGUGAAACUUUCACAAAUGGCGCAACACGGAGAUCUUUUGGACCGGUAUGGAGCCAAGGUGCGCGUUCUUGGCCGACUCGAUCUUCUCAAGCCCGACGUCCUGGCCGCCGUCAACAAGGCAGUUGAGUCCACCAGUCGCAACGGCGACUGCGUGUUAAACAUCUGCUUCCCCUACACCUCACGCGACGAGAUCACCACCGCUAUUCGUUCGACUGUGGAGGAUUACAGUACGCCUCUCCAAGCCAACGGCGUUCCUCGGACCCCCUUCUCCGAAUCCCAUAUCAGACAUAAUAUACGUGCCCAGACCCAGGGGUCUAAAACACUAGAUUCACAGAGUGACUCUGGAUCUACAUCGGCGGAGUCUUCUCAGGAGGAUGAUUCGAUUCUGCGGAACGAUCGCCCCAACCGGUUCUAUGAAUCCGGCUCCUCUUUCUCGUCCUCUGCUACUCUUCAUCUUGAUAAGAAUGGAUCUCAUGGUGAUAAGCCGGCUUUCAUGUCUCCCGAAACGAUUUCGCGCCAAACCCUCAAUGAUCAUAUGUUGACCAAGGGCACCCCACCGUUGGAUCUCCUUGUGCGGACAUCGGCCGUGGAGCGAUUGAGCGACUUCAUGCUCUGGCAGUGCCAAGAAAACACCGAAAUUGUCUUCUUAGACGUCUUGUGGCCCGAGUUUGACUUGUGGCAUUUCUUGCCGGUGCUUCUUGGGUGGCAGCGACGUAUAUCCAAGUCCCGAAAAAACCCUGACGCCGAGGGAAAUUUUGCCGGUGACAAUGCAGAAUCCAGCGAAGAGGAUUUAGACUCCAUGGUGUUACGACAGAACAAGCUGAAAGCUAUCUAG